GGUACGACUUGCCUCUUCUCCCGACUUCUUUGCGUGAAUCAACAAGUGGAGCCCAAGGCGGGGAAAAUACUGCCAGCGAUCUUAUCGUCUCCGCCUCCGUGGUGUAGCAGGGGGCGACUUCGGCAACAGCGACGAGAACAGUCGACCGCGACAGCGUCAGCGUCAGCGUAGCAACGACAACAACGUACAGUACUUGAUGACCUCGCGCAGGUCGCUGGGCGGAGGACGGACGCUCGGCAGUGCCAAAGCGCUGUCGCCCGCUGUUUCGCCUCGUCCACAGCAGCACCGCAAUUCCAGCUUACUGUCGCCUUCCGAGAGCUCCGUAUCUCUGGCCUCGCAAUCCUCCUUCUCCGCCGCCUCGACCGCCGAACCGCAAGACCUCGCCUCGCGCGUCACCCUCGAGCAGAAUGACAAUGUCGCCGUCGCCUCGGCGAGCUCCAGGCUUGUCUGCCCCAUAUGCAACGAAGAGAUGGUCACGCUGUUGCAGCUCAACCGGCACCUGGACGACCUGCAUCAAAACUUGGAGGAGGUCGAGCAGGAUGAGGUCAAGACGUGGUUCAGGACGCAGAUGGUCAAGGCCAAGAAGUUCCAGCCGCUCGCCGUGCUCAACCAGAAGCUCAAGGGGCUCGACGUCUUUGAAUCAAACGACACACCUGUUGCGGUCGCGGCCUCUACCAUAGGAUUGUCCGGUCCAGAGCCAUCACGGCAAGAUCCGGAUGAAGUUGUUACAAGAGCGCACUGGCAAAGGCCGGGCUAUGCAGAUCCCUGCAGUGAGCCGACCUGUGGGAAGAAGCUGGGGGCUAUGAAUGGGACUGUGAAUUGCAGAAAGUGCGGGAAGCUUUUCUGCGAGGAGCACACGAUGUAUCAGAUGAAGCUGUCGCGGUCAGCCCAGCAUGAGCCGGUUAGGGGUUUCUGGUGCCGGGUCUGCGAGACAUGCUACAAAUCUAGGGAAGGCUAUAAUGACCACCACGGUUUCGAACGCAAUCACACUGCGGCUUUCACAAAUAUCCGAAGAAAGCAUGUUGAUAAGGCAAAUCUGGAAAUCAGUCGGCUGGAAAAGCGCUUGACUAAGCUCACACAACUUCUGGCCAACCCUCCACCUCCUGAACCAAACACCAGGGCAGGCGGCUUGCUAUGGCCCUUGUCCGGUGCAAAAGCUCAGCAACGAGCCUUGGAGCAAUCCAUCAUUGCUUGGGAAGAUGAUGCCAACGUUUUGCAAUGCCCAUUUUGCCAACAGGAGUUUACCAGUUACUCCUUCCGACGGCAUCACUGUCGACUAUGCGGACGCGUUGUAUGCGGUGAUCCCAAGACGGGUUGCUCCUCUGAGGUUGGCUUGAACGUCGCCGCACCGACUGACCAAACGUCCGAAAAACCUUCGGCCCAGUUGAGUCUAGAUAUCCGCAUGUGCCUGGACUGCAAGCACACGCUGUUCAGCAAGAGCGACUUUGCUCGCGAACUCGUCGACAGGCCUCGCGACCAACGCGCGUACGAAAACCUCACCCAGUUCAAGCGGGGGAUCCGACUACUGCUGCCCAGGUUCCAAAAGCUGCUUGCGGUUCUGCAGAAUCCUGACGAUCCGCCAACGCCGACGCAGCUUCAAGACGCGACCAAAGUCCGGAAACGGCUUAUGGACGCCUUUGCGCAGUUCGACACGGCGGCGCGCAGGAUUCGUGACUUGCCGACGGAUUCUCCCACGCAGAAGCGACUGCAAAAAGCUGUUUACCAGCAAUCGUACAACUUCCUCAGCCUUCACAUGCCGACGUUAAAUGCUGCCAACAACGGACUUUCGUUUUCUGGAAACCUACCCGCUGCCGCAGCGCGAAUUACAAGCUGAAACGCCCGAAUCAGUGAGCCGUGCCGGUGGAAUGUUGCAAGCUGGUCGUAUGAUGCGCACACUAGGUACUCGUACCUCGCACUUUAACUCCGCUGCCGUCUGUCGUCUCUGGUCUAACCUCGCUUAGCAGCUGAUUGUCUUGUCCGAACUCCACAGCAUACCCGAGCCAUGCAGCUUCCUUCAAC
Messenger RNA from Aplosporella prunicola CBS 121167, 2019 nucleotides. RefSeq lists its product as uncharacterized. The record is from RefSeq and is a predicted model, not a curated record. The transcript has a single exon. The coding region runs from base 197 to 1834 and encodes 545 amino acids. Gene Ontology annotation, biological process: DNA repair. NCBI's taxonomy places the organism in Eukaryota, Fungi, Ascomycota, Dothideomycetes, Botryosphaeriales, Aplosporellaceae. Gene Ontology annotation, molecular function: DNA binding; metal ion binding.